UGUUUCUCUCUUUCACAUUACUCCAAAAACCCUAAUAAAAAAUCGUCUCUCAAUUCAGUUUCCAUUUCUUUGAAUAAAUGAAUAAUAAAUCACUCCUUCUUUCUUGAGUGAUACAAUUCUAUCCCCAUUUUAUUUAUUUUUCCCCACAUUUCUCUCUGUACAAUUUAUUUUUUUUUGAUUAAUUAUCAGCAUAGAAUUUUUCAUUUUCAUUUUUUUCUGUUUCAAAUACAUUUCAAAAAUAAAAUAAAUAUCUACUCUCAUUUAAUUGCUUCAUGGUUGCGGUAGCUGAGAUUGUGGUCGAUUCCGGUGUUGCAAAUAGUGAUCAUCAUAAUUCCGAUUCGAAAUCGGAAUCGGAAUCGGAAUUUAAUGUGCAGAGACUUGUGGAGAUGUUUACGAAAUUGAAUCCCUUAGCUAAGGAAUUUUUCCCUUCUUCUUUUAAUAAAACCCAAAACCUUUUCAAUCUCAACAAUUUUGCUGUUCAUAAUCAUAAUAAGCAAUCCUUUCCUAAUAAUGACAACAUCAGUCGAAGGAGAAGAAAUAAUUAUAACCAGGGGAAGAGGAGGUUGAAUGGGAGAGGUUAUAGAGAACAAGAUGAUAGUAUUAGACGAACUGUAUAUGUUUCUGAUAUCGACCAGCAAGUAACUGAAGAGAGGCUUGCUGGGUUAUUUAGUAAUUGUGGACAAGUUGUGGAUUGCCGAGUCUGUGGAGAUCCACAUUCGGUUCUUCGUUUUGCUUUUGUGAAAUUUGCUGAUGAGCACGGUGCAAGAGUUGCUUUAACCCUUGGUGGGACAAUGCUGGGUUACUAUCCAGUUCGAGUCUUACCUUCAAAAACUGCCAUUCUUCCAGUGAAUCCUACAUUUCUCCCUAGGUCAGAGGAUGAACGGGAGAUGUGUUCUAGGACAGUAUACUGUACAAAUAUUGAUAAGAAGGUUUCUCCAGCUGAAGUAAAAACUUUCUUUGAGUCAACAUGUGGUGAGGUUACUCGCUUGAGGCUUCUGGGGGAUCAUGUCCAUUCAACUCGCAUAGCUUUUGUCGAAUUUUCUAUGUGGGAGCGAGCGUUGUGUGAUGAUAGAACAAAUAAUCUUCCUUGAAGAUUGACUGCGGCGAGAUGAAAAUGUUAAUAUUGAUAUGUAGACAAAUAAGGUUAGAUAGAAUUCAUAACUAGUGAAUGAGGGAGAAGGUGAUAAUAGCUUCUAUUGAGGAUAUCUUGAAGGAAGGCAGGUUAAGAUGGUUUAGGCAUGUGAGUAGAUGAGAUCUAUAGAUACUCCAGUUAGAAAAAUUGAUUAGAGUAGUAGGAAAAAAGGAAGUGGUGGGCGAAAGUUUGGAGGAGAUUAAUUUAAGAUGUUUUGAAGAUAUUUUAAACCAGUCAGAAAAUUUGACCCAGAAUUGUGCUGUUUGAAAUAGAAUAAAUCCGUAUAACCGACUUUCACCAACUUGGGAUGUUGAGUUGAGUUUAGGACCAUUCUAUUUGUAAAAAUAUAAAUCAACUUUAUUUAUAAUAAUUUUUUUUCAGUCA
Molecule: messenger RNA, 1516 nt
Organism: Mercurialis annua (annual mercury)
Lineage: Eukaryota; Viridiplantae; Streptophyta; Magnoliopsida; Malpighiales; Euphorbiaceae
Product: polyadenylate-binding protein-interacting protein 9-like
Molecular function (GO): RNA binding
Source: RefSeq, a predicted model, not a curated record